This is a messenger RNA of Colletotrichum spaethianum, 1503 nucleotides long. RefSeq lists its product as uncharacterized. Gene Ontology annotation, molecular function: protein binding. The coding region runs from base 1 to 1503 and encodes 500 amino acids. NCBI's taxonomy places the organism in Eukaryota, Fungi, Ascomycota, Sordariomycetes, Glomerellales, Glomerellaceae. The record is from RefSeq and is a predicted model, not a curated record. The transcript is spliced from 2 exons.
AUGGCCUUUCAGACGAACGUCUUCAGGAAUGGAGCCUGGGUGACGGAAACUAUCGACCUCCAAACUGUGCUUAGGGGCUCAACCACCACCGCCGCCACCGCCGCCCCUUCACUCCCUGCCCCGCCAAAUUGCGGCAUCCUGACGAGAACCAUCAUCGAGAGCCCUAUAGCCCGGUGGGUUCUCCCAGCUCGCCUCAGAUCUGCGCAUCAUAACGAUGUCGCCUUCGUUGGGGACCGUUACGUGAGCAUCAAUGAGCUGCGGAAGGAUGGCCAGCUUCAAGAGGUUCUGCGGAAGAGCGACUUCGGCUGCCGCAUCCGAAAUGCCCUGGUGAUUGGAAACAAGUAUGAGCACUUCCGCGUCGUGGCUGACGAAACUGGGCCCGACCAUAUCAAAAGCGAGGAUGAGGACGACGACACUCAGAUGGCCGACUUCAGCUCGGCCUCCGGUACCGGCGGCUCCCAUGGUCUGUUGCCGCCGCACUUGUUACUUCUCGUUCUUGAAUCCGGGUCCUUCGUUUUCCUCUUCAUCAGGAGGGACCUUCACGGAAAGCUAGAGUUCGUUGCCUCGCCCUUCCACAACCCAGCGAGGCGAUUGGGUCAUCUGGGCUUUCAUGUAGCCGUUGAUCCUCGUUCUCGUUACAUUGCUGUUGCUGACGCCCAAAACAAAUUUGUUGUCUACGAACUUGAAUCCAUGGAGUCCAUGAGCGACCAGUAUAUGCGUCAAAAGUCCAUCAACCCAAUCAAGACACAUCAUCCAAGGGCCAUCCAGGGGACAAUACUCAAGAUGGAAUUUCUUUACCCUCGCCCAGAGGAUGAACAGCAUGUUAUUCUCCUUCUCAUCGUUGUUAAAGGCGACAGAUCAAAGAUGGUUAUCUACGAAUGGGAACGUGGGGACGAUCUCAGCCAAGUGCUUGCAGAGGAGAAGCGUGGCCAUCGUAUAGCACCGGAGCAUCGCCUGCCACUCUUGAUUAUUCCUUUGACGGUGAGAAGCUCCUUCUUCGCGGUUUCCGAGCAUGCACUUGGCAUCUGCAAGGACCCUCUCCAAGGCCCUCCCGAUAUUGAGACGAUCAACCCGAUCAGCCACCCCACGACUUCUUUCCACCACGGUACUGGCGUGCCACUUUGGACGGCAUGGGAUAGGCCGGUACGAAGACGACGCUACUACGACACAAAAGACCUCAUUUACCUGGCUCGGGAAGACGGGGUGAUUGUCUUCUUCGAGUUUAAUGCAACAGACAUUCUUAGCGCCGCCAUGAAUGUCGGCAACUGCAACUGCAAUAUUUCCACCGCUUUCACCACAAUGUACGAUGCCUACUCUGAUGUAGCCAUCGUUGCGGGCGAUUCUGGUCCCGGAAUGGUAUUCCAGGUGAGGCGAACCGUUCGUGAGGCUCCAACGGCCGGUGCUGACAGACGAAAUAGCUCAAACCUCGAGAGCCCCUCGUUGAGCUUGGAACUAUCCCCAACUGGUCGUGUGCUGUUGAUUUUGUCACUACAGAUGCUCUGA